AUUGUAAACCUUCGAAAGCCGGAACUUACGUUUUCUAUGAUCUCCUUCGCGACGCCUACCAUUCAACCACAUCGAUAACCGCCUUGCCCGACACGAUCCUCGAUUAAUUACACUUGGUCUCCGGUCUUAUAGACUCUAUUAGCCAUGGCCGCCACCCGUUCUUUCUACAACGCCCUCUUCCGAAACAACUGGCAAAUGCUGGGAGCUGUCUUUGCCUCGGCCUUCGCUUUCGAGAUGGUAUAUGACACAAGCAUGAACAAGCUCUGGGAUAAUCACAACAGAGGGCGACAAUGGAAAGACAUCCGAUCCCGAUAUGUCGAGGAGGAAUAAGGGGCAACGAUCAACUCGCGACAUUAGAAAGAAAGAGCAAACGACAUCUUUCAGGGACAAUAGGAUGGCUCUAAAACUACACAAUUGUACCUUAUAGACUUGAACCUUGGAGCAAUAUUCACCACAAUUCACGUAAAGCCUUAUCUCUUUUCGA
This is a messenger RNA of Annulohypoxylon maeteangense, 484 nucleotides long. Its product is annotated as ubiquinol-cytochrome C reductase. The record is from RefSeq and is a predicted model, not a curated record. Lineage: Eukaryota; Fungi; Ascomycota; Sordariomycetes; Xylariales; Hypoxylaceae. The coding region runs from base 145 to 330 and encodes 61 amino acids. Gene Ontology annotation, biological process: mitochondrial electron transport, ubiquinol to cytochrome c. The transcript is spliced from 5 exons.